This is a messenger RNA of Oncorhynchus masou masou (cherry salmon), 1509 nucleotides long. RefSeq lists its product as uncharacterized. Bases 441 to 1358 code for a protein of 305 amino acids. Lineage: Eukaryota; Metazoa; Chordata; Actinopteri; Salmoniformes; Salmonidae. The record is from RefSeq and is a predicted model, not a curated record. The transcript is spliced from 3 exons.
GAGAGCUGCAGAAUCCUUUUCUGCAGGGUUCCCCAACUGGGGGCCCGAGGGCCGAAUUUGGCCCGCAGGUGGUUUUAUUUGGUCCCCAAAGUUUUCUGAGCAAAGAGACAGCAGGGGUUCAAACUGUUUAACCCAGUUCCUAUAUUUGAAUAUAAAAAUGGAAAAGCCAUGCUACAUUCUAUCUCUGGGACCCUCAGGAUGACAAAUCAUAUAAAGAUUACUGAAUAGCCCUCACCAGCCCAAGCAGUACAGCUCUGGGGUCCGUACCCCCUGCCCCCUGCAUCUCAUGUUUCCUGGUCUUCCACAUUGGAGUUGUUAUCUGCCUCAACAGGUUUACUCAGCGGUACCUGUUGGAUCAAGAUGAGACACGUAUCUCUACCAGUAAACCUGUGAAUAAUCCUCCACUUUAUAUCAGCAAGACACUUCUCUAUGGGAGGCUUAUGCAGGGAGGGCCAACAUCCUCUCAGAAAAGAACCUGGUCCCAAACCCCCUGGCAACCCCGUUGCCGUGAGCCCAUGCAGAUGGUAUUUCUUCACAAUCUUCACAGACUCUGCAUACAUACCACCUGGACUUCCGGCGCCGACAGAGAUUCGGGAGGCACUACUGGUUAUAAGAGCAACUCACCAUCAUUACGACCAGGAAUACGACUGUCCCGAAGCGGAUCCUGUGUUUUGACCACCACCCAGGACAAUGGAUCCGAUCCCAGCCGGCUUCUGGUCAAUGUCAACUCCCGAAGCGGAUCCUGUGUUUUGCCCACCACCCAGGACAAUGGAUCCGAUCCCAGCCGGCUUCUGGUCAAUGUCAACUCCCGAAGUGGAUCCUGUGUUUUGCCCACCACCCAGGACAAUGGAUCCGAUCCCAGCCGGCUUCUGGUCAACGUCAACUCCCGAAGCGGAUCCUGUGUUUUGCCCACCACCCAGGACAAUGGAUCCGAUCCCAGCUGGCUUCUGGUCAACGUCAACUCCCGAAGCGGAUCCUGUGUUUUGCCCACCACCCAGGACAAUGGAUCCGAUCCCAGCUGGCUUCUGGUCAACGUCAACUCCCGAAGCGGAUCCUGUGUUUUGCCCACCACCCAGGACAAUGGAUCCGAUCCCAGCCGGCUUCUGGUCAACGUCAACUCCCGAAGCGGAUCCUGUGUUUUGCCCACCACCCAGGACAAUGGAUCCGAUCCCAGCUGGCUUCUGGUCAACGUCAACUCCCGAAGCGGAUCCUGUGUUUUGCCCACCACCCAGGACAAUGGAUCCGAUCCCAGCCGGCUUCUGGUCAACGUCAACUCCCGAAGCGGAUCCUGUGUUUUGCCCACCACUCAGGACAAUGGAUCGGAUUCCAGCUGGCCAACCAAAACAAUGUCACCGUAAAAGGGGCAGCUACAUUGAAGAAUCUCAAAUAAAAAAUAUGUUUUGAUUUGUUUAACACUUCUUUCAAUUUUAUGGUUACUACAUGAUUCCAUGUGUUAUUUUAUAGUUGUGAUGUCUUCAAUAAUAUUCUGCAAUGUAGAAAAUAGUAACA